AUGCUGCCGCUGCUGCUGCUACUGUCCCUGCUGCGGGAGGGGUCCCUGCAGCAGAAACCAGGCUACGAGCUGCAGGUGCAGGAGUCGGUGACAGUGCAGGAGGGUCUGUGUGUCCUCGUGCCCUGCUCCUUCUCCUACCCUGAGACCAGGACUUACUGGACAAGACCUGGACAGACAUUUAUCUUCUGGUUCCGAGACGGGGACUAUAGUGACUAUGAUGCUGCGGUGGCCACCAACAAUCCCUAUUGGCCAGUGAAGUCUGAGACGAAGGGCCGGUUCCACGUCCCCAGGGACCUCAGCACCAACAACUGUUCCCUGAGCAUCACAGACGCCAGGAGGGAGGACACAGGGACGUACUUCUUCCGAGUGGAGAAGGGAAGCGACGUCAAAUACAACUACAUCAGGAAUAAGCUGUCUCUGAAUGUGACAGCCCUCAAGGAGAAGCCCCACAUCCAGCUCCCAGCACCCCUGCAGUCUGGCCACACCACACAGCUGCACUGCAGCCUGCCAGGACACUGCCCACAGGGGAGAACGCUCCACUUCUCCUGGAAGCCCAGUGCCCUUGACUCUUGGACUCCCUGGAGUGUUGAACCCUCAUUGUUCCUCACACCAAGGCCCCAGGACCAUGGCACCAACCUUACCUGUCGGGUGCAGUACCCACACAAUCAGGUGACCACAGAGAGAACCGUGCAGCUCAAUGUCUCCUAUCCUCCUCAGAACCUCAGCGUCAGCGUCUUCUUCCAAAACAGCACAGGCACAGUCCCAUGGGUACUGAGCAAUGGCACGUCCCUGCCUGUCUCUGAGGGUCUGUCCCUGCGCCUGGUGUGCAUGGCUGAUGGCAACCCCGCUGCCUCGAUGGGCUGGUUCAGGGGACACGAAGCCCUGCCUUCCUCCCGUGCCUCAGCAUCCGGAGUCCUGGAGCUGCCCGAGGUGCAGGCCAAAGACCAAGGAGAACUCACCUGCUGGGCUCGGCACCUGCUGGGCUCCAGGCAUUUCUCCUUGAGCCUCUCUGUGCAGAGAACUUCCUCUGGCUGCACGUGCGUAUGUGAGAGACAGGAGAGCUCCUGGCCCCUGGUGCUCACCCUGAUCAGAGGGUCCCUCAUGGCAGCCGGCUUCCUUCUCACCUAUGGCCUCACGUGGCUCUACUACACCAGGUGCGGAGGCCCCCAGCUUCACGCCUCGACACCGAGAUGAGCACCGGGCACCCAGAGCCACAGCCAUGGCCAUGUCACGCUAGCCUCUCCCUGGAGGCAGUUCUCUGCUUCUCUUUCCUGCCUCCUUCCCUGUCCUUAAUCCACCAAGCCCGGCACGUCCUGCCCCAUCCCAGCUUCACCUGCUGCCCUUCUCAUCCCUCCCCACCACCUGCUCCAACAUGUGACUGGGCUGCAUGCUUCAGGUCCCCCACACCUGAGAGCUUGCUUGUUGACCAUGGAAGGACGGGGGAGGCCAGAAAUGACCCAUCCCCGAGACCCGGAUGCACUGCUCAUUGCGAGCCUGGCUGCUCCCUCCACCUGGAGCUGCGACUAUAAAACACGACCAAGGGCAUCUCCACAUGGAAGACACAGGACCGCCCGGGAACAGAUGUUACUCUUGAAGGCCCCUGCGGAUCCUUGUAGACCUCAAGGACAUCUGGGCAUGUUUGCACGCAGGCUGUGGUGUCCGCAUGACCCCAUGGAUGUUCAGUAGAGAAUGU
Molecule: messenger RNA, 1693 nt
Organism: Ochotona curzoniae (black-lipped pika)
Lineage: Eukaryota; Metazoa; Chordata; Mammalia; Lagomorpha; Ochotonidae
Product: sialic acid-binding Ig-like lectin 14
Exons: 7
Coding region: 1-1194 (397 amino acids)
Biological process (GO): cell adhesion
Cellular component (GO): plasma membrane
Molecular function (GO): sialic acid binding
Source: RefSeq, a predicted model, not a curated record